Microstroma glucosiphilum is the source of this 1137-nucleotide messenger RNA. RefSeq lists its product as hypothetical. Gene Ontology annotation, molecular function: GTP binding; GTPase activity. Lineage: Eukaryota; Fungi; Basidiomycota; Exobasidiomycetes; Microstromatales; Microstromataceae. Gene Ontology annotation, biological process: cellular response to starvation; cellular response to amino acid stimulus; positive regulation of TOR signaling. The coding region runs from base 1 to 1137 and encodes 378 amino acids. The record is from RefSeq and is a predicted model, not a curated record. The transcript is spliced from 3 exons. Gene Ontology annotation, cellular component: nucleus; Gtr1-Gtr2 GTPase complex; fungal-type vacuole membrane.
AUGAAGAAGAAGAUCCUCCUCAUGGGCCGCUCAGGAUGUGGAAAGACGUCAAUGCGAGCCCUGGUCUUCUCCUCUGCCCUAUACUCCAACCCUGCCUCAACCCAGAGGCUGGGGCCUACGACAGGAAUGGAGCUCAGUACAUUUCGCUUUCUCAAAAACCUCCUCAUCAACCUCUUCGAUUGCGGAGGACAACAGACAUACAUGGACUCGUACGUGGAGGAUAAGAGGGAACAAGUCUUCAAGGAUGUUGGCGCCUUCGUCUACGUAUUUGACAUGGGCAGCGCUAACAACGAAGAAGGCGAAGAUGGCUGGCAGGGGGAUCUCAGAUAUUGGAGGGACUGCCUCAAGAUCCUUCGUCAACUCUCACCAAAUGCUCAUGUCGUCUGCCUUCUGCACAAGAUGGACCUAUUAAACUCGGCCAGGCGACAGGAUAUCUACACUGACCGAGUCAAGGACCUUCGCGGCAAGGCCAAGGAGCUGGGAGCCACUGAGCUCAGCUGCUAUGGUACCAGUAUCUGGGAUGAGACUCUCUAUCGAGCCUGGUCACGGAUCAUUCAUGAGCUCAUUCCCAAUAUUGCGACCCUAGAGAGCAACUUGACAGAGUUCACAAAGAUAACGGCAGCUACAGAGGCCGUCAUCUUUGAGAAGACGACAUUUCUCGUCAUUGCCAGAAGCGGGGGAGAUACAGUCGCAAAGUCGGUGGGCGGCGCAGCAGACAAAGCCAAGGCGUCGACUGGCGCAGGAUCUUCGCCAUCCUCCAAGCGAGCUGCGACCACCAAUAGACUCUCUACCGUCUCGUCCCACGGCACUCUUGCCGAUGACAAGGAGAGGGACUCGCUGCUCGAAGGGUAUCCUCCUACCGAAGCCGAGAGAAAGGCGCUGCUGGCCCGGGGAGAGAUGCACCCGGAGCGCUUUGAGAAGAUCUCUGAGCUGGUGAAGAAUUUGCGUGGCAGCUGUAACAAGCUCCAGGCAAGCUUUGAAUCCUUUGAAGUUCGGGGGGCGACGUUUUCUGCCUAUCUUGAUGUCUUUACCGAGAAUACGUAUAUCAUGGUCAUCGUAGCGGAUCCGAGAGUUGAGCUCUCUGCGAUCAAGCUCAAUGUCCAAUUGGGAAGGGAACGUUUUGAGAAGCUAGGCUAA